Molecule: messenger RNA, 1780 nt
Organism: Juglans regia (Persian walnut)
Lineage: Eukaryota; Viridiplantae; Streptophyta; Magnoliopsida; Fagales; Juglandaceae
Product: O-acyltransferase WSD1-like
Exons: 7
Coding region: 69-1622 (517 amino acids)
Biological process (GO): triglyceride biosynthetic process
Cellular component (GO): plasma membrane
Molecular function (GO): long-chain-alcohol O-fatty-acyltransferase activity; diacylglycerol O-acyltransferase activity
Source: RefSeq, a predicted model, not a curated record
AGCCCACCAGUACAUCUUCUUGAAAACACAUUAUCCGAUCACUAUUGUCAUAGAUAUAGCUUGGCAUAAUGGAGUCUGGAGAGGGUCUUAGGUCUAGACCUCAAGCUCUAAAAUCUAUCAGAACAAAGACAGCAGACAAAGGAAGAUUAGAAGAUGCAAAAGACAACAGUGAGUUGGUCGAAGAAGAGCCAUUGAGCCCAUCGGCUAGGUUGUUCCAUGAACCAAACUUCAAUGUCUACAUCAUAGCCAUCAUGGGUUGCAAAACCAAAAUUCACGAGGAUGUCGUUAGAGCCAACUUGAACCACACUUUGCUUAAGCACCCUCGCUUCUCUAGUUUGCAGGUUGAGGAUGAUAAAGGAGAUAUGAAAUGGGUUCGAACAAAAGUGGAUUUAGACAAACACAUAAGAGUCCCAGACCUAAAUCCCGACAUGGAAUCAGGUGACCAGUUUGUGGAAGACUAUGUCUAUAACCUCAGCAAAACAGCCAUAGACAGGUCCCAGCAGCCUCUCUGGGACCUCCAUCUUCUCAACGUUAAAACCUCAGAUGCAGAGGCUGUUGGCAUAUUCAGGAUCCACCACUCUCUUGGCGAUGGAACUUCCUUGAUAUCUCUUUUACUGGCAUGCACACGCAAAAUCACCGAUCCUGCAGCUUUGCCGACGGUUCCAGUGAAGAAGAAGAAGGAAAAAAGCAGUAACCCUUUGUGGCUUUCUCGGUGCUUCAUUUGGCUGUGGUGGAUUUUCCGCCUCUUUUGGCACACUGUCGUCGACGUGUUCAUGUUCAUAGCAACAGCUAUGUUCCUGAAGGAUACAGAGACGCCUCUCAAGGGCCCGCCUGGCGUCGAGUUCACCCCUCGGAGAAUCGUUCACCGGACGGUCAGUUUGGAUGAUAUCAAGUUAGUGAAGAACGCCAUGGACAUGACAGUCAAUGAUGUAGCUCUGGGAAUCACUCAGGCUGGUCUAUCCCGCUAUCUCAACAGGAAAUAUGGUAAUAAUCUUCCCAAAAACAUUCGCCUUAGAUCGACCCUUCUCAUAAACAUAAGAACAUCAGCAGGGAUUCAGGCUUUUGCUGAUAUGAUGGAAAAUGACACAAAGGCAAAGUGGGGAAACUGGAUUGGUUAUAUCCUCCUUCCCUUCUCCAUUGCAUUACGGGACGACGACCCCUUAGACUAUGUUCGUCAAGCAAAGGCCACCGUUGAUCGAAAGAAGCACUCCUUUGAAGCUUUAUACACUUUUUCCAUUUCCGAGUUCAUUCUCAAAACUCUUGGCAUUAAGCGGGCGAGUGCUCUAUCUCACAGAAUCAUCACUCACACGACAAUGUGCUUCUCCAAUCUAGUUGGACCCCUGGAAGAAAUUGGCUAUUAUGGUCAUCCCAUGGCUUAUCUAGCUCCAAGUUGUUAUGGUCAACCACAUGCAUUAAUGAUUAACUUCCAAAGUUACAUAAACAAGAUGACCAUUGUUCUGUCAGUUGAUGAAGGCACAAUUCCUCAUCCCCGAGAGCUAUGUGACGAUAUUGUCCAUUCUCUUGAGCUCAUCAAGAAUGCCGUCAUAGCGAAAGGGCUCGUCAAGGAAUCUCAUAACACAAAUGGGACCUGUUCUGAGAAUUCCAACUCAAUAAUUACUUGAGGAUCGAUCAAAUUUGUGUAAACUAGUACUAUAGUUGUUAUUGAUGCCCGACAUAUCUUUCACAAGUGUUUUUUUCCUCAUGAUUUCUUACUGUUACAGCAUGAUUAUUAAUUAUAUAUGGUUGUGGCAUGUAUCCUAUGAAUUCUGAAUAAGAUGAA